This is a messenger RNA of Endocarpon pusillum Z07020, 1368 nucleotides long. RefSeq lists its product as uncharacterized. NCBI's taxonomy places the organism in Eukaryota, Fungi, Ascomycota, Eurotiomycetes, Verrucariales, Verrucariaceae. The transcript has a single exon. The record is from RefSeq and is a predicted model, not a curated record. Bases 1 to 1368 code for a protein of 455 amino acids.
AUGACUACAAUUACAGCAGUUGCACUUACAGCUGUGAUAGGAUACAUUGGCGCGGAGGUGGCCGAAGAAUGUCUGUUGGAACGGUUGCUCUGGCCUCAGAGAUUCAACAAUGACAUGAAUGUCUGGAUUUUCCUGCAGCAGAGUUUCUUUGGGACAAUUGGUGGACCACUUCAUAAAGCUGCUCUUAAGACUCUUGACAAUCUAAGAGCGAAGGGCGUGUACACUGGGCCAUGUCGUGGACAUAUGCUUGGGACUAUGUUUUUCUCCGAGCUCAAAAUUAUGCACUUCCAACGAUGCAAACAGGAGCGAAUGCUUAUACCGGAAAAAUCACGGAAUGGCUUCUGGAUCCGGGUUUUGCACAACGUCGAUACUGACAAACAUGUGAGCUUCAAAGUACCAAAGCAGGAUAGCGAAUCGAACCAACCUAGCAACACUCACCGAUCACUGCAGCCAGUCUAUCAUUUGAAACUCGGUAUUCCCGCCGACGAUCAGGAGCCAGGUCACAAGGAUGUCUGUGUAAAAGAAGACUGCGUAACCUGGGCUGUUAUCUCCAAUGCCAUCCUCAGCGAGUUUGUUUCAAUAUUGGCAUCCUUGGUUGCUGGGCUGAAACUUAAAAAUUUGCUAUUCUGUCUUUAUAUUCUUCUGCCUUUACUGUUGAGAUUACUUCUGAUCGUCUUCGCAGUCCGUCGAGGAGGUCUAAUGUCAAAGCAAGAUUUAUUAAAGGUAGCCGAGAACGAGAACACCAAAUUGUCCAAGGCAGAAGCCUUUGAGGUGGCUGAUCCAAAUUACAAAUUUAUGGUCAUUGAGGGGCCACAGCCCGUGAUAGUCCAAUUCUUCAGGCAUUAUGGCCACCCGAUGCGGGACCGGAAUUCGCUUUGGGCCGGUGAUCGCGUGAGAGAAGUAGCAUGCAUAAUAGUUGUCUGCUGCUUGUUUCUCUAUUUCCCAGUUGGGCUUCUUCUAGCGCAAUGGUCAGAUGAAGAUGCCCAGCAUCUGUGGCUCGGCUAUCAACUAUACGCUAUCUUCGCUAUGCACAUAGUUCGGAUUUUUGGAUGGCAAGACCUAGGAAGAACCGAGAAACGGAUAGCAAGAUUACUUAGUAACGGAACGACUAUUUGGUUUAAGACCAAAUCCGGGUGCGCUGUAUCUGCGUCCCUGGUCCUAUACGCUGUCAACAAAAAUGCGGACGGCAAACGCAAAGUGCAAGAGCUCAUCGAUCAAUGCAAAAAGCAAUUGGCAGAAGGAACGCAGCUACCAGAAGGAGAGCAGCUGGCGGCAGGAGAGCAGCUGGCGGCAGGAGAGCAGAUGGCGGCAGGAGAGCAGCUGGUAGAAGAAGAACAGCCGUCGGAAGAAGAGCAACUGUCAAAUUGA